Molecule: messenger RNA, 1684 nt
Organism: Homalodisca vitripennis (glassy-winged sharpshooter)
Lineage: Eukaryota; Metazoa; Arthropoda; Insecta; Hemiptera; Cicadellidae
Product: serine/threonine-protein kinase pelle-like
Exons: 11
Biological process (GO): protein phosphorylation; signal transduction
Molecular function (GO): ATP binding; protein kinase activity; protein binding
Source: RefSeq, a predicted model, not a curated record
GAAAAAAAUUCUAAGUUAUGAGAAGAAGUAAACAAGGAAAAUAAAAAUUUAGUAUACCUAGUUUGUAAAUUGUCGUUAUUGAAGAUUUUUAAACAUGUCACGGAAAAUGUUUGUAUAUGAAUUACCAUAUUCUGUUAGAAAGCCCUUGUGUAGGAUCUUGGAUGCCGGUGACAAGUGGGAAGAGUUAGGUGGUGAACAUAUGGGAUUUGAUUACACGUACCUUCAAUAUAUCCGCAGAAAAGAUUCACCCACAGAUGAGCUAUUGACUUCAUGGGGAAAUCAAAACCAUUCUGUGGAUGACCUUUUUGUUUUGCUUUCAAAAAUGCAACACUAUCGUGCCAUGAGUUUAUUUAAAGAUCUUGUUCAAGAGCAGUACCACCAUCUCUUAAGGGAAGGAGAGGAACUGAUGAAUCACCAUCAAGCAAAUAAAGCUGUUGAUAAUAGACCUAGUCUUAGGCAGAAUAGCAUUAAUACACCAGAAACUUCACAGGGAGCUGCAAGACAGUCUCGUGACCCAGUUCUUCCACAAACUUUUGAGGAUAACAAAGAUCUUGGAUUAGAUAUGGGUAAUUUGAAUUUGGGCCCUGACAGUCCUGUGAAUAAGAUCAAUAGAAAGGCGUUAAAUGAAGUCAAAAAACAAAAUACCCCCAAUCCAAGGAGAAGCCCAAAUGUAAAUCAGAAUCUUAAUGCUCAUCUUGUACCAAAUGACCAAAGUCAGACAGACCAUAACCUCAACAAUAAUCCACAACCCGAUAAGCCUACACAAGAAAGGAAACUUUCCAAUGUGUCUGUGACAAGCUCAGUAAUGGAAAGCCUCACUCCGUGUAUCAGCUAUGAAGAGCUUGAAGUAGCAACCAAUGGCUGGAACACAAAUUGCAUAUUAGGUAAAGGUGGUUUUGGCACCGUCUAUAAGGGUACCUGGAAAAACACAUUAGUUGCAAUUAAAAAGUUGGAGACACAGAGGGAUCACCAAAUUCCAAGCUCAGAUUUGAACUCCAGUCAAAUACAGUCCAUGCGUGAACUGAGAUAUUUGAACUCCCAUCGGCAUGACAACAUCUUAUCUCUGUAUGGAUAUUGUGUUACAGACAGCGUCUGUUGUUUGGUCUACCAGUAUAUGGCUAAUGGUUCUCUUGAAGACCGUCUCCUCUGCAGGAAAAACACAAGGCCACUAAAUUGGGCUCAGCGUCUCAACAUCAUGACAGGAACUGCUAGAGGUAUACAGUUUCUACAUUCUCUGGGACAAAAGCCUCUGGUUCAUGGAGAUAUCAAAAGUGCAAACAUUCUGCUGGACAACAACUUUGAGCCCAGACUAGGAGACUUUGGCCUGGCCCGAGAAGGUCCACUGCAGCAGUACACUCAUGUCAAAGUGAGCAGAGUCCAUGGGACAAGACCGUACUUACCUGAUGAGUUCCUGAGGGCUAAGCAGUUCUCUGUAAAAGUUGACACUUACAGUUUUGGAGUGGUUCUAUUUGAAGUUGCCACUGGAUUACGGGCAUAUGAUGAAAACAGGAAAGAAAAAUUUUUGAAGGACCACAUAGUAUCAUACUCAGGAGAGUUGUGCAGUCUAGCAGACCCCCAAGCGGGACUAGACUAUUGUUCGUCAGCAGCAGGGCUACUUACUGUGGGCCGCAGCUGCGUUGUAACGCGACCAAAGGACAGGCCUGACAUGAAAGUUGUUCUCAAU